GGGUGACUGGUAAUUCGUGUUACACCCGAAAGGAGGUGAAAGUAGACCAUAUUUGCAGCAAAAAAUUGUUCUACAGGUAGGUCCGGAAAUCACUGCUAAGUGAGUUAUUCAAAAAUUAGUGUAAUUAAAUUACCCCAUCUUUAAACAUCUCUAACUCAGAAACUAUGAACCGUAUAAUCAAUCUUGACGCAUGGAUAGAAAGCUGUAAGCUUUGUCUUUUAAUGCUCUUUGGACAGGUAAUUGAUAAAAAGUCAUUUAAGUGCAGAAAUUUUGACUUUUAUGUAAAAAGUGCCUAAAAAUGUACCCCCUUUUCACCUUUUUUGAUAGUUUACUCGUGAAAAACGUGAUAAAUGUGAGAAAUGUUCUUCUACAAAACAUUCAUUUUUUGAUACGCUACCAAACUGUCCUUUGGUGCAACAUUGUAUCUUUCAUAGUUUUGUCACAAUCUUGAAUUCAAAAUUUUGUGAAAUAAAUCAAUGUUUCUAUUGCAAUACUGUCUGGCAACCCUACACGUUUGCUUGCUGUUGGUCGUCGUGCGCAUGGCAACGAAGUCCAGCGUCGCGGCGGCGGUCAUCGUUUGACAGAGCCAACAGUGAACGGCAAAUUGCGCGCAAUGUUUAUGAAUCAAUCUCAAGGCAUCCUUUUCUUUGGGUGAAGAUUGAAUUCGCCUAGAUGCCAUACGCCCAAACCCACUCACUGGUGGAAUUUAGCGAGAUCAUACCGCUGGGUGGCACCGUUUUAAGGGAUAUUCAAACCUACGGGCUGAGACUGGGUCCGGGCCGGGGCCGCGGCCGAGACUCGAUAGGGCUUUUGUCGCUUCGUUCUCACGGCACACAAUGCUCACCGGGCUAUAGCGCCUGCGCACCAGCAAUUUAUGUUGCGCGAACGCACGCACAGUAUGAAGCGGUUGUCAUUUAUUUUUGUUUUUGUUUCCGCGCACUUUCUCCAGUGUGUUUGAUGUACAUUCAUCCAGAACUUUCUUUUGUAAUUUCUACAGGAAUCUGGGAUUCCUCCAGCUUUUCUUAUGAUUUCCCUUGGAGUGCUUUCUGGGACUCUCCCGUAGUUCUUUCUGGAAAACCUCUAAUGAGACUCUUCUAGGAGUCCUUCCUGGUAUUUCUCCAGCUACUCCGUCUGAGUUUUUGUCCUUGAAUUCUACUAAAAUUUCUUCUGGGAUACUUUCAAGAACUGAUUUAGAAUUUUUCUCCAGAAAUUCCUCCAGGAGUAGCUUCCCACAGUUUAUUUCUUUUCAGUUCAACGGGAAGCCCUCCUGAAGUUCCUGAGAGUGAGUCCAGGAGCUCCCCAGGCAUUCCUCCAGGGCACCCCCAAAAAAUACCAAGGGAAUUUCGUUAGAAUUAGCCCAAGAAUUCCUCCAGCAUUUGUCGUAGAAUCACCCUAGGAUUUUACUGGGAAUUUCUCCAUUAUAACUCAGGAAAUUAAUGCAGGAGUUCUCCAGCAAUAAUGCAUGCUUCUGUUCAGGAUUUUUCCCGAAAAUUACUAAAGGACUUAAGGGAUUUCUCCAGAAAUUCCUGCAUUAAUACCACCAGGACUUCCUCAAGGGAUUCCUCCAAAAAAUCCUCCACGAUGUCAACUAAAAAUUCUUCCAGUAGUUCUUCCAGGAAUAACUCCAGAAAUUCAUCUCGAAAUUCCUACAGGAAUUCUUCCAGGGAUUUCACAAGACAAUUUUUCAAUAAAUUGCUCCAAGACUUUCUUUAAGAAUUCCUGCAAGGAUUUAUCUAGGAAUUCCUCUAGAUUUUUUUCCACGGUGUCCCCCAAGAAUUCUUCCAGUUAUUCCUCCAUGAGUUUCUGCAGGAAUUCAUCCUGAAAUUCUACCAGGAAAUCCUGCAGGGAUUCCUCCAGGAAUCCCACCAUUAAUUCCUCCUGUAAUUGCUCCAAGGAUUACUCUGGAAUUCCUUCCAGAAUUUCUCCCAGGAAAUCAUCAAGAAAUUCCUCUAGAAAUUCCAUCAGUAAUUCCUCCAGAAAUUCCUUCAGUAAUUCCUCACAGAAUUCCUCUAGGAAUUUCUACAGGGAUUUCUUCAAAAAUUUCUCCAGAAAGUACUCCAGGCAUUUCUCCAAGAAUUACUUCAUGAAUUUCUCCAUAAAUUAUUCCAGGAAUUCCUCCAGAAAUUACUUCAGGUACUACUCCAAGAGUUCCUCCAAGAAUUCCACCGGAAAUUCCUCAAGGAAUACCUCCAGAAAUUCCAUCAGGUAUUUUUCCAGGAAGUCUUCUUGGAAAUACUCCAGGCAUAACUCCAAGAAUUUCUCCGUGAGUUACUCCAGGUAUUCCUACAGGAUUCUUACAGAUGUGUAACCAGGAACUACUGCAAGAUGUCCUUCAAUUUUUCUCCAGGAAUUCCUCCAGUGAUUCCUUCAUAAAUUUCUCCAGUAAAUGCUCCAGAAAAUUCUUUAGAGAUUCCUUCAGAAUUCCUUCCUGUGUUUCCUCCAGGAAAUCGUCCAGAAAUUUCGCCAGUGAUUCCUUUAAUAAAUCUUCUAUGGAUUCCUCCAGGAGUUCGUACAGAAUAUCCUCCAGAAAUUCCUCCAGACAUUCCUCCAGAAAACACUCCAGAAAUUCCUCUAAGAAUUUCGCCAGUGAUUUCUUUCGUCCAGAAAUUUCGCCAGUGAUUCCUUUAAUAAAUCUUCUAGGGAUUCCCCCAGGAAUUCCUACAGAAUAUCCACCAGAAAUUCCUCCAGGCAUUCUUCCAGGAAUUCCUACAGAAAAUACUCCAGGAAUUCGUCCAGGAAUUUCACCAGGAAUUACUCAAGGAAUUCAUCCACGUACUUUUCCAGAAAUUCCUCCAGGAAUUCCUCCGAAAAUUCCUCCAAGAAUUCUUUCAGGAUUUUUUUCCAUAAAGUCUUCCAGGAUAUACUCCAUGAAUUACUCCAAGAAUUGCUUCAGGAAUAACUCGAGGAAUUCCUCCAAAAAUUCCUCCAAGAAUUCCUUCAGGAAUCCUUCCAUAAAGUCUUCUAGGAAAUACUCCAUUAAUUACUCCAAGAAUUGCUUCAGGAAUAACUCUAGGAAUUCCUCCACGAAUUGCUUCAGAAAUGACUUCAGGGAUUCCUACGGGAAUUCUUCCAGGAACUACUUCAGGCUGUCCUCAAAAAAAUCCUCCAGGAAUUCUAUAAGGAAAUACUUACGGGAUUCCUCCAAGAAUUACUACAGGAACUACUCCAGGAAAGCCGUCAAGAAUUCCUCCCGGAAACAAUCCAAGAAUUCCCAUAAUUUCUCUUUAAAUUACUCCAGGAAUUCGUCAAAAAAUUACUUCUGGAAUUUUUCCAGAAAUUCCUCCCAGAAUUCCUUUUAGAAAUACCUCAAGGAAAUGCUUCAAGAAUUUCUUCAGAAAAUCCUUAAAGAACUCCUCCAGAAGUGCCUCCAGCCAAUCUUUUAGGAAAUCCUUCACGAUUUUUUUCAGGAACUGCUCCAGAUAUUGCUUAGGAAUAUCUCCAGGAAUUCGUCUUGAAGAACUAUUCCAGAACGUACUCCAGGAAUUACUCCAGGACUACCUCAACAAAUGUCUCUAGAACUUCCUUCAAAGAAUUCCUUCGGUUAACUUUCCAGGAAUUCCUCCCGGAAUUAUCUCAGGUACAGUAUUCCUUAAAGAGUUACUAAAGGGAUUCCAGGAAUAGCUCCAGAAACUCCCGGAAUUAUCUCAGGUACAGGAAUUCUUUAAAGAGCUACUCCAGGGAUUUGUCUGGGAAGCGCUUCAUAUUUUUUUCAGGAAUAGCUCCAGAAACUCCGUUAGAACUUACUCCAAGAAUUCGAAGAAAUACCUGGAGGGAGUCUUGGAAGAAUUCCUGGGGGUUUCCUUGGAGAAAUUACAUUAGGAAUUCCUAGAGAAAUACCUGUAGUAAGCCUUGCAGGAGUUUUUGAAAGAGUCACUGGAGGAAUACCUGGAGGAAUCCCUGGAGCUAUCUCACAAGUUAUUUUUGUAGAAAAUAUGUCAUAUGCACUAAACUGAUUAAAUAAGGUGUCUCAAAGCAUCAAAUUAUAUAUGAGCGGGUUAGAAGCAAAGGGGUGUAAGUGACAAAAACCCACUUUCGAGUAAAUGAGGUUUAAAGUUUUUGACCAAUUUUUCAUCCCAUACAAAAUGUAUGGAGAUUCAAAAUCAACCCAAUUUUCUCUAAUUUAUAGUAAUUUUUCCAAUCAUCGUAAAAACAAUCUUAAAAAAGUUCCUGAAAGCUUGAAAUCUGAAGAAUUUUAUGAUAUGCUCAGCUCAAAAUCGACAAAAUGGUCACUUACACCCCUUUGAUUCUGUGCCCCUCAUAUAUUUAAGAUGCCUCAUUUGAUCAGCUGUGUGCAAAUUUGCCACAAAUUAAGAUUAGGGUGAUUGCUUAUUAUACCCUAUAUUCGCCACCAAAGUUAUAUGUUUUAACUGUCUUUUCGAUUACAUUGGUUUCAGUAACAAAAGUCCAUCAAUUCGGACAUAAGCAAAUGGGAGAAAUCAACUCAUGUGGCGACAACAAAUCAGGGCAAAUUGAGGUAAAAUGGACAGCUAUUUGUACCCUCCCGUGAAUGAUUCUAAACCUUAUCGAUAAACCGUAUUUGUAUAUAUAAAAAAUGAUCUAUGACUUCAUAUAUUGCAACCAGUGACAUAACAAAACAAUAGAAAAAAUGUUAUCAUCCAGCAGUUUUAGGGGCAUGUAGGGCAAAAUAGGGAAAAUAUCUUUCAUUUAUCACGCAGAAAAAUAAAUUGUGAACACGAUUAAAUUCUAGCUCAAAUCAAACAAUUUUUCAGUUUGCUAUAGCAACAAACUGAUUUCUAGUAAAAACUGAACUGCUCCAUUGUUUGAUAAUACAAAUAUUUUCAUUUGUCGAAAUUUUUGACAGUUUGUUAGAACAAACACAGUUUGGUAGUUUCAACAUAAAAUACCGGAUUGUUUUAAACGACUGCACUUUUACCUCUAAUAAAGCCGGAAUGUGAUUGUGUUGGUGAUGGCUGCUCCUGCGGCAGUUCGGAAAGCAUUAGCAUUUAACAAGUCACACAAAUUCGUAGGUGGUACAGCCCUGGAUCGCUGUUAUGAGGGUUGCAUCUUUCCUGUCCGUUAUCAAAGCACAAAGAUUUGGGACUAAUCUAUGGCUCUUAGACAAGAUUGACGCAAUCCUCCAACGGUCGAGUGCUGUCCUGGCCACGUCCUUGCGACAGCUGAGGGAUGGGGAAGGAAGAUUAGUUGGACACCUAUGAAAGUACAUAGAGACCUCUACAUUCUUUCAGGCCUAAGCGUCACGGGAAUUUGGAUGUUAGUGAAAGGGUAAAGUUCAAAGGAAACGUUUGGUCAACGUUCAGGUGCACGCAAUAUUUUUGGUUGAUGCCUGGUUCCUUUCCUAAUUCCUUGUUGGGUGUUCGAAUCCAAAUCUGAAAUAAAAAGUAAAAUUAUAGAUUUUUAAAUGGUGAUAGGCUCACAACAGUAACAUAAUUACAAAUUACCUGAAUCCUCCUGAAAGAGAUGGUUUAUUAACAAUGAAAAACAUAACAUGUAAAAGAGAAAAAAAGU
This is a messenger RNA of Aedes albopictus (Asian tiger mosquito), 5487 nucleotides long. RefSeq lists its product as uncharacterized. NCBI's taxonomy places the organism in Eukaryota, Metazoa, Arthropoda, Insecta, Diptera, Culicidae. Bases 2301 to 3299 code for a protein of 332 amino acids. The transcript is spliced from 2 exons. The record is from RefSeq and is a predicted model, not a curated record.